This is a messenger RNA of Neogale vison (American mink), 2617 nucleotides long. It is a transcript of the gene PKD2L1, whose product is annotated as polycystin 2 like 1, transient receptor potential cation channel. Gene Ontology annotation, molecular function: calcium ion binding; calcium channel activity; muscle alpha-actinin binding. The coding region runs from base 68 to 2500 and encodes 810 amino acids. Gene Ontology annotation, cellular component: membrane. Gene Ontology annotation, biological process: potassium ion transmembrane transport; detection of mechanical stimulus. NCBI's taxonomy places the organism in Eukaryota, Metazoa, Chordata, Mammalia, Carnivora, Mustelidae. The record is from RefSeq and is a predicted model, not a curated record. The transcript is spliced from 17 exons.
GCCAAGUCUCUUGUGAAAUUUGGUGACAGUGGUUUCCUGAGGUGCCAGGCCCCCUACCUCAUUCCCCAUGAAUGCUGUGGAAAGUCCGGAGGGGCAAGAGCUCCAAAGGAUGGGGAGUGGAGCCUGGGACAACCCUGCCUACAGUGGUCCCCCAUCCCCACAUGGGACACUGAGGAUCUGCACCAUCUCCAGUGUGGUGCCCCCCCUGCCCCAACCCAAAAAGCCUGAAGAUGGACCCCAGGAGAAGGCAUAUAGGACCCUGAUAUCCAGCUGCUGCUUCCAGAUCUGUCGUGGCAUCAGAGGACUUUGGGGAACAACCCUGACUGAGAACACAGCUGAGAACCGGGAGCUUUAUGUCAAGACCACCCUCAGGGAGCUGCUAGUAUACGUCAUGUUCCUGGUGGACAUCUGUCUUUUGACCUAUGGAAUGACAAGCUCCAGUGCCUAUUAUUAUACCAAAGUGAUGUCCGCCCUCUUCUUACAUACCCCGUCAGACACCGGAGUCUCCUUCCAAGCCAUCAGCAGCAUGGCGGACUUCUGGGACUUUGCUCAGGGCCCACUACUGGACAGUUUGUAUUGGACCAAAUGGUACAACAACCAGAGCCUGGGCCAUGGCUCCCACUCCUUCAUCUACUAUGAGAACCUGCUGCUGGGGGUUCCAAGGCUACGGCAGCUGAGGGUCCGCAAUGACUCCUGUGUGGUCCAUGAGGACUUCCGUGAGGACAUUUUGAGCUGCUACGACGUCUACUCUCCAGACAAGGAAGAGCGUCUCCCCUUUGGGCCUCUCAAUGGCACAGCGUGGACAUACCAUUCACAGGAUGAGCUGGGGGGCUCUUCUCACUGGGGCCGGUUGACAAGCUACAGUGGAGGUGGCUACUAUCUGGACCUUCCAGGAUCUCGGCAGGCCAGUGCAGAGGCACUCCAGGACCUUCAGGAGGGCCUAUGGCUAGACAGGGGCACUCGGGUGGUCUUCAUCGACUUCUCAGUCUACAAUGCUAAUAUAAAUCUUUUCUGUGUUUUGAGACUGGUGGUAGAAUUUCCAGCUACAGGAGGUGCCAUCCCAUCCUGGCAAAUUCGCACAGUUAAGCUGAUCCGCUAUGUCAGCACCUGGGACUUCUUUAUCAUUGGCUGUGAAGUCAUCUUCUGCAUCUUCAUCUUCUACUAUGUAGUUGAGGAGAUCCUGGAGCUCCAUAUCCACCGGCUUCGUUAUCUCAGCAGCAUCUGGAACAUUCUGGACCUGGUGGUUAUCUUGCUAUCCAUUGUGGCUGUGGGCUUCCACAUAUUCCGAACCCUUGAGGUGAAUCGGCUGAUGGGGAAGCUCCUGCAGCAGCCAAACAUGUAUGCUGACUUUGAGUUCCUCGCCUUCUGGCAGACACAAUACAACAACAUGAAUGCUGUGAACCUCUUCUUUGCCUGGAUCAAGAUAUUCAAGUACAUCAGCUUCAACAAAACCAUGACACAGCUCUCCUCCACGCUGGCCCGCUGUGCCAAGGACAUCCUGGGCUUUGCUGUCAUGUUCUUCAUUGUUUUCUUCGCCUAUGCCCAACUCGGCUACCUGCUUUUUGGAACCCAAGUGGAAAACUUUAGUACUUUCAUCAAGUGCAUUUUCACUCAGUUCCGGAUCAUCCUUGGGGACUUUGACUACAAUGCUAUCGACAAUGCCAACCGCAUCCUGGGACCUGCCUACUUUGUCACCUAUGUCUUCUUUGUCUUCUUCGUGCUCCUGAAUAUGUUCCUGGCCAUCAUCAAUGACACAUAUUCAGAGGUCAAGGAAGAGUUGGCUGGACAGAAGGAUGAGCUGCAACUUUCUGACCUCCUGAAACAGGGCUACAACAAGACCCUACUGAGGCUGCGUUUGAGGAAAGAGCGGGUUUCAGAUGUACAGAAGGUCCUGCAGGGUGGGGAGCAGGAGAUCCAGUUUGAGGAUUUCACCAACACCCUGAGGGAACUCGGUCACGCAGAGCAUGAAAUCACUGAGCUCACAGCCGCCUUCACCAGGUUUGAUCAAGAUGGGAAUCACAUCCUGGACAAGAAAGAGCAAGAACAAAUGCAACAGGACCUGGAGGACAAGAAGGUGGCCCUCAACGCUGAGAUUGAGAACCUGGGCCAGUCCAUUGCUAGUAGCCCACCAGGCGAGUCGGGUCCAGAGGCUACCAGAGCAGGUGGCUGGGUUUCAGGAGAAGAAUUCUACAGACUCACAAGGAGAGUUCUUCAGUUGGAGACUGUCCUGGAAGGAGUCAUGUGCCAGGUGGAUGCUGUGGGCUCAAAAUUAAAGAUGCUGGAGAGGAGGGGGCAGCUAGCUUCCUCCCCAGGCAUGGGGGAUCAAGACAUUUGGGAACAACAGCCGACCCCAGCUGUGACUCCAGACCCCUGGGGAAUCCAGGGUGGGCAGGAGAGUGAAUCUCCAGGUGAAAGAGAAAAGGAAACCCUGGGGGAGAGGAAACUUUCUCAUUGUGGAAACUCUCACUGUAGUUACAGUGUUGCAGAGAACUUGGAGUGAUCCCUCCAUCCAGGACAAAGACCAUGAAGGCUCAGUUGAGGAGGCUGCUCACGACAUUCCACUGACCUCUGGGAAAGGACAGGGCUUUCCCUGUAAACAGGGACACAGAUGGAGCCU